AUUCCGACAGCUAAUCUCCCAGAAUCUGUAAUCAAUGCUUUGCCGAAAGAUUUGAAUACUGGAAUUUAUUAUGGUUGGGCAUCCUUGCAUGGAAAAGUUUAUAAAAUGGUCGCAAGCAUAGGAUGGAAUCCGUAUUACAAAAAUGAGAAAAAGUCAAUGGAAGUUCACCUAUUACAUAAAUUCCAAGGAGAUUUAUAUGGUGAGGAGCUCAAAAUUAUAAUUGGCGGGUAUAUAAGAGAAGAAAAAGAUUUCUCUUCUUUAGAUGAACUCAUCACAGAGAUAAAGAAUGAUAUUGCAAUCGCGGAGCAUCAAUUGGAAGAACCUGUUGUAAAUAAGCUGAAAAAUGAUGACUUUUUAAUGAUUAAUAAAGCAAAUCCUUAAUAAGAAAAAUGUAAACCUUUGUC
Mycetomoellerius zeteki is the source of this 404-nucleotide messenger RNA. It is a transcript of the gene Rfk, whose product is annotated as Riboflavin kinase. Gene Ontology annotation, cellular component: mitochondrion. NCBI's taxonomy places the organism in Eukaryota, Metazoa, Arthropoda, Insecta, Hymenoptera, Formicidae. Gene Ontology annotation, molecular function: riboflavin kinase activity. The annotation marks the transcript as partial. The record is from RefSeq and is a predicted model, not a curated record. The transcript has 4 exons. Gene Ontology annotation, biological process: FMN biosynthetic process; riboflavin biosynthetic process.